GAGUAGUGGGAGCCACUGAUAUCAAGGUCUUCAGGGCUGGCCACUGUGUUUGAUAACACUGUUUGGGGUUUGGCUCCUGGCUGUUGGUCUGCGGCCAGUUUGAACUUGCUCAUAACUUUUAUAAGGGUGUGAUGAGUGAGGUGCUGUGAGUACUGGCAGCUGCAGAAAGCAAGUGCCCAGAGGCGCAUGUGGCUCCUGGCUGCUCUGCACAAUGAGAGCCGAAGUGCCUGGGCCGGCCAGCAUGGCUCCAGCUGUGCAGCCUGGGCAGGGAGACUCUGCAACCUGCAGCUCUGAGCUUUUCCAUACAGCAGUCAGCCAUAGCAUCUUCUCACCGAGCAUCUCCUCGACAGCUGAGCGCAUCAGUGCCAUCCUGCAGCAGGAAGAGGUGGGGGACCGAAAGUGGCCACCACUGUUCAUCCAGCUCAAUGAGCUAUUCAGCACUGCAUCAGGCCUGGCAUGGAGAGAGACAGCUAGGUGGAUUAAAUUUGAGGAGAAGGUGGAAGACGGAGGGGAGCGCUGGAGCACACCUCAUGUCCCAGUACUCCACCUGCACAGCCUCUUUGAGCUGAGGACGUGUCUGCAGGAGGGGACAGUGCUGCUGGAUCUAGAUGCCCACAGUUUCAAGGAAAUAAUUGAAAAAGUACUGUCUGCACAGCCUGAUGUAUGGGAUCCUGAGCUGCAGGACUGCCUGGCAACUUUGCUGCUUUGCCAGCCGCUGCACCGAACCACCACGGCCCCGCUGCGUGUGCUCACAGAGCUCAGCCUUUCUCCCUGCAGAGGGAAGGCCAAAUCCUGCCCUGAGCCCAGAACCCAGUUCUCAGAAACUCCUCUCAAGGAGCAGCUGAGAAACCAAUUUAAGAAGAAGCUUCUGCCAGGGGCCGAAGUAGCCAGCGUUAUGGUCGGGGAAGUCGACUUCCUGAAGAAGCCAUUUCCCGUCUUCCUUCGCUUAAGAGAGGCUGUGACCCUUGGCUCACUGGCCGAAGUUGCCCUCCCCAGCAGGUUUCUUUUCAUUCUGUUGGGCCCUCAAGCCAAAGUGAAAGCCUACCAUGAGAUUGGAAGGGCUAUGGCCACAUUGCUGACAGAUGAGCUCUUCCAAAGGAUUGCAUGGCAGGCUAAGCACCAACAAGACCUCAUUGCAGGGAUUGAUGAGUUUCUGGAUGAACUGACUGUGCUUCCUCCUGGAAAAUGGGACCUCAGUGACCGAAUUCCUCCAACACGCUGCCUGUCAUCCCCAAACAAGAGGAUCUCCAUGCACCUGCGGGAAUGGAAAUCUCACUGCAACGGGAACACAACUGCUGCCAAGGACAGGCUUAGCCUGGCCCACCUGCAUACCAGUGAGGAGCUGGAGAGGACAGGAAGACUCUUUGGGGGGCUGAUCCGAGACAUCCGAAGGAAGGCACAUUGGUAUCGCAGUGAUUUCUCUGAUGCCAUGCACAUCCAGUGCCUCUCAGCAGUUCUCUACAUCUACCUGGCAACGGUCACCAAUGCCAUCACCUUUGGGGGCAUGCUGGGGGAUGCAACGGCCAACAUGCAGGGUGUACUGGAGAGCUUCCUGGGCACUGCCUUCACUGGCUCCAUCUUCUGCCUCUUCUCCGGCCAGCCUCUGACCAUCUUGAGCAGCACCGGCCCAGUUCUGGUCUUUGAGCGUCUCCUCUUCUCCUUCAGCGAGGACUACGGUCUGGACUACCUGGAGUUUCGCCUUUGGAUUGGGCUCUGGGUGGCCUUUUUCGGCUUGGUUUUGGUGGCCACUGAAGCGAGUCACCUGGUGCAGUACUUCACCCGCUUCACUGAGGAAGGCUUCUGUGCCCUCAUCAGCCUGAUCUUCAUCUAUGACUCUCUUAAGAAGAUGCUGAGCCUGGCAGAAGCCUUCCCCAUCAACUGGCACUACCGGGCUGAUGAUGUGACCUUGUACAGCUGCACCUGCAAUUUAUCCGUCCCAGGACACGUCACAGCAGGCAACAACACACUGUAUCCUCCACCUACAGCCCUGCAGCAGGUACAGACCCUUCUCCUGGGAGGGGACACAGAGCACCAGGCUGCUCACACUGGCCCUUUGGCUCCAGUGCCACAUCCCUGGCUUAUUUCCCACCUUCACCCUUCCCACAUCCCACAGCCUCCUGCAGUCUGGGCCGCACUGAGCCGGGCCCAGUGCCUGGGCCGAGGAGGCCACCUCCUGGGGAACAGCUGCCCGUAUGUGCCUGACAUUGCCCUUCUGUCCUUCCUCCUCUUUGGAGGCACCUUCCUCUGCUGCACCACGCUCAAGCACUUCAAGAGCAGCCGCUACUUCCCCACGGGGUUUCGGAAGCUGGUGAGUGACUUCUCCAUCAUCCUGGCCAUCCUCAUCUUCUGUGCCAUUGAUGCGGCUCUUGGUCUGGAGACUCCCAAGCUCCUGGUUCCCAGCGAGCUGAAGCCCACAAAUCCCAUGAGGGGCUGGAUUGUCUUCCCCUUUGGAGCCAACCCCUGGUGGAUCUGCCUGGCAGCUGUGGUGCCUGCCAUCCUUGUCACCAUCCUCAUUUUCAUGGACCAGCAGAUCACAGCUGUCAUUCUUAACCGCAAGGAGUACAAGCUGCAGAAAGGGGCAGGCUUUCACCUGGACUUCCUCUGCGUCUCACUCCUGAUGAUUGUCACCUCUGUGAUGGGCCUCCCCUGGUACGUGUCGGCCACUGUCAUCUCCCUGGCACACAUGGAGAGCCUUAGGAAGGAGAGCACUGCCUCAGCUCCAGGCGAACAGCCCGAGUUCCUGGGUAUCAGGGAGCAGAGGUUGACCGGCCUGGUGGUCUUCAUCCUGACAGGAGUCUCUGUCUUCAUGGCACCCAUUCUCAAGUAUAUCCCAAUGCCGGUGCUGUAUGGGGUCUUUCUGCACAUGGGAGUGGCAGCUCUGAACAGCAUCCAGUUCAUGGAUCGAGUGAGGUUGCUUCUGAUGCCUGCAAAACACCAGCCAGAUCACCUCUACCUCCGCCAUGUGCCACUGCGCCGGGUGCACCUCUUCACCUUCAUCCAGCUGCUGUGCCUGGCCAUGCUCUGGGUCAUCAAGUCCACCAUGGCUGCCAUUGUUUUCCCAGUGAUGCUGCUGGCCCUGGUGGGGAUCCGGAAGGCACUUGAGUGCAUCUUCUCCCUGCAUGACCUGAGCUGGCUGGAUAACAUUAUGCCUGCAGCAGCCAGGAAGGAGGCAGAUGGGAAACUGCACAGGAAGCAGGAGAAGCAGGAAAGCAACGCUGAUGAAGACGUAGGUGAUAUCCUGGGAGCUGUGCUCUUUUGCAGCUAUCCCCGAGGACUCUGCGGUGCAGGGGCUGCACCUGGCCAGGGCAUGCAGCUCAGGCAGCAGUGUCUGCCUGCCCAGAGAUGCAAGAACAGCCAACAGCCCCAGCACAAGGUGCCAAAUCCAGAUGGAAUGGCACCAGAGCUGCGGUGCUUUCAUCUAGGGAGUGGCUGUGGGAGUGGGGACAGCAGCGGAGCUGGCAGGCUGGGCCACGGGCUCCGCUCAGCCCGUGCCGUGGUGUAGCCUGGCAGCAGGCUGAGCAGCUCAGGAGCAUGGCUGCCGGAGGGUGACCGGGAGCGCUGCCAACCGCAUUGCCCCCUCGCUUCUCCUCCAGUCUGAGCUGAUGCAUCACCAGGGACGAGAGAUCAACAUCUCCGUGAAUUAGGGCUGUGGCUGGGACGAGGCACAAGCAGAGCAUCCUGGACCAGGCCUGCUGCUUGCCUCCCGCUCAGCUCCGACACGAGGCCCGCUGGCAGGCGCUUAUUGCCUCCGCGUUGCAGCAGGGCCCAAACCUCUGCUUGCUCCGCUUUGUGCCGAGCCCCGUGCCCCGGCUGUGGGGCUCCGAUCCCGGCCUGGCUCUCGGCCUGCAGGCCCCGCGGCACGUCGGUGGAUUGCAGAAUCACAGAAACACCGAGGUUGGAAAAGACCUACAAGAUCAUCCAGUCCAACCAUCCACCUAUCAGCAAUAGUUCUCGCUAAAAUUGCAGGACUCGCGCGGAUAAUGAAGAUAAUUGGCAUUCGAAUAAACGGUGCUUUGA
Molecule: messenger RNA, 4017 nt
Organism: Meleagris gallopavo (turkey)
Lineage: Eukaryota; Metazoa; Chordata; Aves; Galliformes; Phasianidae
Source: RefSeq, a predicted model, not a curated record